Messenger RNA from Plasmodium gaboni, 567 nucleotides. RefSeq lists its product as hypothetical. Lineage: Eukaryota; Apicomplexa; Aconoidasida; Haemosporida; Plasmodiidae. Bases 1 to 567 code for a protein of 188 amino acids. The record is from RefSeq and is a predicted model, not a curated record. The transcript has 3 exons.
AUGAAUAAUAUAUGUACAAGUGUAGUUGUAAACAUUUUAGAGUUUUUUCCAUGGUUGGAUGAUAUAUUUAAUUUAAUGUAUUUGAAUAAAACAUGGAGAGAGAACAUUUUGGAUGUGAUAAUAAACACAAAUUUUAUAAAUGUUAAAACAAUUUUGAGGUUAAAAAAUAAAAAGUAUAUUUUAUUAAUUUUAAAGUAUAUGAAUAAGAAGAAUAAUAUUGAUAAGGACAUAAGAAAUUUAUAUUGUCUACCUGGUGUAGAGUAUUUUGAAUUAUCUCCCUUUGAAAACGUAUUAGAAUUAAUGAUUGGCUCAUGGAAUUUGGAUCCAGUGUUUUUUAAUAACAUCCAGCAAAUUUUUCCAAGAUUAAUUUAUUUUACCUUAUUAGUAAAAUCUCCUAUAUGCAUAGCUUUAUUAAAAAAUUUUUGUUACAAUUGCAAGAAUUUAAGAUACAUUAUAUUCAUAUUUAUAAAUAAUAAAUUAAAGAAAGAAUAUAAAGAGAAGUUGAAGAAAAGAUUAACUAGCUUUUUUCUUUAUUGGAAAAUAAACGUACAACUGAUAACAGAGUGA